Messenger RNA from Pneumocystis murina B123, 787 nucleotides. Its product is annotated as triose-phosphate isomerase. The record is from RefSeq and is a predicted model, not a curated record. Gene Ontology annotation, molecular function: triose-phosphate isomerase activity. Gene Ontology annotation, cellular component: cytosol. Gene Ontology annotation, biological process: glycerol catabolic process; gluconeogenesis; glycolytic process. Bases 1 to 747 code for a protein of 248 amino acids. NCBI's taxonomy places the organism in Eukaryota, Fungi, Ascomycota, Pneumocystomycetes, Pneumocystales, Pneumocystaceae. The transcript is spliced from 9 exons.
AUGACACGAAAAUUUUUUGUUGGAGGGAAUUUCAAAGCUAAUGGAACAAUUGAAAGCAUUAAAAAAAUAGUAGACUUUUUAAAUGAAUCCGAAUUAGAUCCUAAUGUUGAUGUUGUAAUUUGUCCUUCUGAACUUUAUCUUCUUUAUGUCAGAGAGCAUUUAAGAGAUGAUAUAUGUGUAUCUGCUCAAAAUGUUUAUAAUAGUCCUCCUGGACCUUAUACAGGAGAAAUCACAGUUGAGCAGUUAAAGGAUGCUAAGAUAUUAUGGACGAUUGUUGGUCAUAGUGAGCGUAGGAUCUAUUUUAAUGAAAGCAAUCAGUUUAUUGCUUUAAAAACAAAACGUGCUCUUGAAAAUGGGAUGUCUGUUAUUCUUUGUAUUGGAGAAAACUUGGAAGAGCGUGAAUCAGGUCGUACUAUUGAUGUAGUAACUUCACAAUUGCAAUCUGUUUUCCAAUAUGUAAAGUGUUGGUCGAACUUGGUUAUAGCUUAUGAGCCUGUUUGGGCUAUUGGUACAGGAAAAGCUGCGAGUCCUGAAGAGGCACAGAAUGUUCAUAGUGAAAUACGACAAUGGUUAAAGAAAGAACUAGGUGAGAAAAGUGAUAAUAUCCGUAUUAUAUAUGGUGGUUCAGUAACAUCUAAAAAUGCAAAAGAAUUAUCUUUGAUGGAUGACAUUGAUGGAUUCCUUGUAGGUGGUGCUUCUUUAAAAUAUGAAUUUAAAGAUAUUAUCAAUAUAAAAAUCUGCACGUGAGUUUUAAAAAAUAAAAAUAAUGUUAUCUAUGGAAUUAUGG